Molecule: messenger RNA, 855 nt
Organism: Aethina tumida (small hive beetle)
Lineage: Eukaryota; Metazoa; Arthropoda; Insecta; Coleoptera; Nitidulidae
Exons: 2
Coding region: 243-746 (167 amino acids)
Biological process (GO): response to oxidative stress
Molecular function (GO): glutathione peroxidase activity
Source: RefSeq, a predicted model, not a curated record
UACUUAAUGCAUACGUAACUUUAACAAAAAUAACAACUCAUUGUAAACAAACAAUGAGAUAACCUAACAUUUAUUGUCUAGUUUAUUUGUAAAUAUCUGAGUGAGACCAAAGGUGACCGAAAAUAUCUUCCAAUAGGACUGCAAUAGGUUAUCAAUUAUUUAGUAUUGCGACCAUUGCAUUCCGCACGUUCGCCACAGUAGCACCAAUUUCUCCUCUAAAACCGGCAAGUAACAACCCCAUAAUGUCUAAUCCUGACUAUAAAGAAGCCACUUCAAUUUACGACUUCACCGUAAACGAUAUUAAUGGUGAGCCGGUCUCCCUGUCCAAAUACAAGGGCCACGUUUGUAUAAUAGUGAACGUCGCAUCCAAGUGUGGGUACACCGCCAACCAUUACACCGAACUCAACGACUUGUACACCCAGUAUGCUGAAAGCAAGGGCUUAAGGAUUCUGGCCUUUCCCUGCAACCAGUUCGGUUAUCAAGAACCUGGAGACAGUGGGGAAAUUUGCCAGUUUGCGAAGGCCAGGAAGGUGGAGUUCGACAUGUUUGAGAAGAUCAAUGUGAAUGGUAACAACGCACAUCCCUUGUGGAAUUAUCUGAAGCACAAGCAGGGUGGUACUCUGGGUGAUUUCAUUAAGUGGAAUUUCACCAAGUUCAUCAUCGACAAAAAUGGUCAGCCUGUGGAGAGGCAUGGACCCAGCACAAGUCCAAAGGAUUUGGUUAAGAAUUUGGAGAAAUAUUGGUAGAUUAGAAUUAAAAAGCACGUUUUUAAUUGAUAUAUUCGUUUACAUUUUAUAUACAUGUAUGUAAUUGUUUCAAAUAAUGUUAUAUUUAAAUAUAUUCUUUAUUGAAUAA